Papaver somniferum (opium poppy) is the source of this 1659-nucleotide messenger RNA. RefSeq lists its product as uncharacterized. Gene Ontology annotation, cellular component: plasma membrane. Gene Ontology annotation, molecular function: protein phosphatase regulator activity; protein phosphatase 1 binding. The transcript has 2 exons. NCBI's taxonomy places the organism in Eukaryota, Viridiplantae, Streptophyta, Magnoliopsida, Ranunculales, Papaveraceae. The record is from RefSeq and is a predicted model, not a curated record. Bases 291 to 1586 code for a protein of 431 amino acids.
UAUAUGGCAGCACGAAAAGGCGAUGUCAAAUCCCUCACUAUCAUACUUGAUGCAUAUCCAAACCUUCGUCUUCAUGAUGCAAAAUUUACUAGUUUCCGUAGAACUCCUUUACAUAUUGCAGCUAUGCUUGGUCAUGUCAAAUUUGCAGAAGAAAUUUUGCGGUUGACGCUACAUGAUGAACAACAUCCCGCGGAUGUUAAAGAUUCGCAAGGAUUUACACCUCUUCAUUUGGCUUCCGAAAGAGGUAAUGUUGAUAUGGUGAGAUUGCUGUUAAAUGCAAGCGUUGAUGCAUGCACAGUUCCGGAUCAAGAUGGACGAACACCUCUACAUCUAGCAGCCAUGUUAAGCAUCACACUUUCAAGGCCCUAAAGAAGUUGGUUGACUACUUGUCACGUUCGCCAAGUGAUACUACUAGAAACCCGAACGCUACUUCUGUGAACUCCAAGGACAUUGAUGGGAACACAAUCUUGCACCUGGCAGCAAAAACAAAACAGCUAAAGGUGAUAAAUUAUUUACUCGAGAAUGAUUAUAUAGGAGUUGAAAUAAAUGCCUUAAACAAGGCUAAUCUAAGAGCCCUACAGAUGAUAUCUCAAAAUGAAAUGGAUGACAUACGGAUGUUCGCAAAACGUGAAAUGGUUGAGCUUGAAAUUUCUUGCUUCGGUUAUUUUUGUGAAAGAUUUGAGCGAAAAACAUCUUCAGAUAACCAAUGGAUGCAUGAGAGGGUGAAUAUGCUAAUGGUCGUCGCAGUACUGAUUGCAGGCAUCGCCUUUCAAGCAACUGUCAGUCCACCUGGAGGUGUCUUUCAGGAGGAUUCAGAGGUUGAUUCGACGGUUGACCCUGUUCUAUUUACAUAUUAUCUGAAUUCCGUGAUUGACACCACUAUGUCUGAUCAUUUUAGUUCUUACCUACAAAACCUGCUGGAACAGACAACAGCUACAGGUAAUAUUACAACAGGCAAAAAUAACACCGCUCAUUUUAUCAAGGCUCUUUCAGACAUUACGUUGAAUGAUGAUUCAUAUUCCUAUACGUCUCCGACAGCACCUGGUAUUGUGUUGGAUGAGGAUAAGUGGAGGAAAAUCUUCUCUGAUUACAAUCGUAGUAUUGGAGGUGAUGCAAGCUUUUCCCCGUACUUGAUACGUUACGCGGGAAAUCCUAUCUUGGCAUAUACAAACCCAAUUAGUUACCAGGUAUAUGUGAGCUCUAAUGCACUGGCACUUCUACUGUCUCUAUCCAUCGUCCUUUUAGUUACAACCAUGCUCAUCCUUGAUCAGCCUAUUCCUCAUGUCCGGUUUCUUGCAUCACUGAUGGCAAUCUCGAUCGGAUGUAUUAUUAUAGGCUACAUGUCUCUUUACAAAACCAUGACUCCACCUUUUUUCAGAAACAAUGUUAGGUAUACGCCAUUUGGCUUGUACGCUGAAGCUUGGUUUAUUGGUCUAUUCGGCAUCUUCACCUAUACAGAGAUAUUUAACAAAUCGCGCAAAUCUUUUACGGUUCGCACAAGAAGGUCGACUAGUCAUACGCUUCAAUAUGUAACAAGUAUGUGGAUUUUUAUCCUCAUUACAUUGAUUUUUAGAUGGGUCGGUUAAUGCAUAAAGCUUGUUUUAUUUUUGUAAAACGGGACUGUAGUGAGGGUUUGAAGUUUGAAUCUAUAGGUUAAAC